GGCCGGUCGCGAGGCGUAGCACAAGCGGCACAGACGCGCGGACAGUCGCGCGGCAGCAGAGCGCGGCAGUGCGCGGGAGACAGCACCGGCGGCAAGACGGACAGCGCGCGGCAGCCGGGGCCCGCGCCGCGCGCCUCGGGGCGGACGCCCGUCCCCCCGCCGAGGCGACGCUGGGUCCCGCCCUCCUCCCUGCGCCACCACGAGGUGCCCGACGGAGAUGCCAAACACGACAUCAUAUUCCGUAAGGUCCGAGGUAUCCUGAACAAGCUCACGCCGGAGAAGUUCCAGAAGCUGAGCGAUGACCUGCUCGGUUUGGAGCUCGACUCCGACAAGGUGCUCAAGGGCGUGAUCCUUCUCAUAUUUGAGAAGGCUCUCGAUGAGCCCAAGUACUCGUCGAUGUAUGCACAGCUGUGCAAAAGACUAAGCGAGGAGGCACCAAACUUUGAGCCGCCCGGUCAGCCUUGCACAUUUAAGCUGUUGCUGUUGAACAAAUGCCGUACCGAGUUCGAAAACCGUGCACAGGCGUUCGCCGCGUUCGAGGACAAGGCGCUGCUGCCCGAAGAAGAAGAAAAGAGACAUCUUGCGAAAUGCAAAAUGCUGGGCAAUAUCAAGUUCAUCGGGGAACUCGGUAAAUUGGAGAUUCUAGCGGAGUCCAUCCUACACCGAUGCAUCCAGAACCUGCUGGCGCGGCGCGCGGCCGCCGAGCACCACGAGGACCUCGAGUGCCUCGCGCAGCUCGUGCGCACGUGCGGCCGCGUGCUGGACUCCGAGCGCGGCCGCGGCCUCAUGGACCAGUACUUCGCGCGCAUCGAGACGCUGUCGGCGUCGCGCGACCUGGCGCCGCGCAUCCGCUUCAUGCUGCGCGACACCGUGGAGCUGCGCCGCGGCGGCUGGGUGCCGCGCGCCGCCGUCACGGCCGAGGGGCCCGUGCCCAUGCACCAGCUGCGGCCCGACGACGAGCACGUGGGGCGGCGCGAGCGCGAGCGCGACCGCGAGCGCGAGCGCGACUCGCUGUUCCGCGGCGGCCUGCGCUCGCGCCCGCUGGACGACGUGCUGGCCGGCCUCAGCCUGCAGCCCGCCGCCGCGCUGGUGCCGCCGCCCGACAAGCUGUUCGGCAACGGCUUCGCGCCGCGCGACGCCUUCCGCCAGCGCUCGGCGCCCGGCUACUACCCGCGCCAGCCGCCGCUGCACUACAGCAAGCACUCGCAGACCGCGCACCAGCACCAGGGGAACGGCUCUAAGGACGGGUCGUCGCGCUCCAACAAGGCGCGCGUGUACACGGCGGGCGCGCUGCACGACGUGCAGAUGCGGCCCGCCGCCAACUCGCUCAUGUUCACCGCCAACAAGCUGUCCAAGCCGCAGCCGCAGCUGCCGCUCGCGCCCGUGCAGCAGAACGUGCUGACGCCGGCGUUCGCCAGCACGCCGCCGCUGCUCAAGGAGCCCGCCAUCACUAUCAAACCGGCCGCCGACAAGAAGGACAAGCCUAAGAAGGAUAAGGCGCCCAACAAGGAGGAGGCCUGCCGCCUGGCCGUGGAGGCCGCCACGGCCGCCGCCGACGACGACGGCGACGGCGAGCCCGGGCCGGCGCUGCGGCGCCUGCGCGAGCUGCAGCCGGCCGACAAGGUGGUGCGGCGCUGCAUCGCCGCCGUGCUGGAGCACGCGCUGGCGGGCCCGCGCGGCGACACGGCGGCGCUGCGCGGCUGCGUGCGCGUGGUGCGGGCGCUGCGGCGGGGCGAGGCGCUGCGCGGGCUGCUGGCGCAGCACCCGCACGCGCGGCUGCCGCGCCUGCUGGCGGCCGCCGUGGAGCUGAAGGCGCUGGCGCUGGCGGAGCUGGGCGCGUGGUGCGAGGCGGGCGCGCACCAGCCGCUGCUGCUGGAGGUGCUGCAGGCGCUGCACGAGGCGCUGGGCGCGGAGCGGCUGGCGGCGCUGGUGGACGAGAGCAAGCUGAACGUGUGCGCGCACGUGGCGCCGGGCGGGCCGGCGCCGGCCGCGGCGGCGCUGGAGGCGCUGGAGGCGCGCGGGCUGGCGGCGCUGGUGCCGCAGCUGCGGGUCACGGCGCAGCUGCAGCGCCAGCUGGCGGCCGAGCCGGCGCCGCACGCGCUCUACCGCUGGAUCAAGGCCAACGUGGAGCCGUCGGUGCGGCAGAACGCGGCGUUCGUGUCGACGCUGGUGGCGCUGGUGGCGGAGCACGUGACGGGCGCGGCGGGCGCGGGCGGCGCGGGCGGCGCGGACAAGGCGGCGCUGGAGCGCGAGAAGGCGCUGCUGGAGGCCUACGCGCCGCUGCUCACGGCGCUGCUGGAGGGGCAGCCGCACCUGCAGCUGGCCGCCGUGUACGCCGUGCAGGUGCACGCGCACCACCACCGCUACCCCAAAGGCAUGCUGCUGCGCUGGUUCAUGUACCUGUACAACCUGGAGGUGUGCGAGGAGGACGCCUUCCUGCGCUGGCGCGAGGACGUCACCGACGCCUACCCCGGCAAGGGCGAGGCGCUGUUCCAGGUAAAUACGUGGCUGACGUGGCUGCAGCAGCAGGAGUCGGAGGACGAGGAGGCGGAGGACUAGCUGGCCCGGUCGCCAGGUCGCUCGGCCGCCGGUCGCUCGGCCGCCGGCUGAUUGCCGCCGGCUGACUGCCGCCGGCUACUCGGCCUCCGGUCGCUCGGCCGCCGGCUGACUGCCGCCGGCUACUCGGCCGCCGGUCGCUCGGCCGCUCGGUUCGAGAGCCGCACCGCUUUUAUUUCGCGCUCAUCUCAUUAUAUAAAUAUAAUUAAGCCAAAUAGUUGAACUACCUACGUUUGUUACCCUUUAACGCUAGACGCGCCGCGCGCUCGUGUCGCCGUCGGCGGUUCCAGUGUUAAAUAGGACAAUUUUUAGGUUACUACGUAAACGAAUAUUAGUAUCUCGAGAUAAUUUUUUGUAGGCCUUUUACUCGAUUUUGAUACUUUUUACAAAUGUAUACAAUGUAUAGUGUUCGUUUGGACGUAUGAUUGCACCCCGAUCUGCCCCUCUCUGCAGUGAGCGUGUUUUAGUUGAAAUUGUAAAAAAUAUAUAUAUACGAAAAAUUUAAAUCAAUUUUUAUUAAUAAUAUCAUGAUGAUCAUUUAUUUUCAAUGCUAAAUGGACUUAGUGAUAAAUGUAAGAAUGCUUAAAUUUCAUUGUAUUAUCAAAUUUUAGAAUUUUGUAACUAGAUAAAUAAAACUAAAAAAAAGCCGUCAGGCAUAAGAAAUGUAUGUUGAGUGAGUUGUAAUAAAGUUGUGAAAUGAUGAUGCUAAUGCAACAUAAAAUCAGUAACAUUGGUCAAUAUGUAUUCAGGAUGAAAAAUAAACUUCAGUGUAAUUUAUUACAAAAACA
This is a messenger RNA of Helicoverpa armigera (cotton bollworm), 3344 nucleotides long. It is a transcript of the gene NAT1, whose product is annotated as eukaryotic translation initiation factor 4 gamma 2. The record is from RefSeq and is a predicted model, not a curated record. NCBI's taxonomy places the organism in Eukaryota, Metazoa, Arthropoda, Insecta, Lepidoptera, Noctuidae. Gene Ontology annotation, molecular function: mRNA binding; protein binding; translation initiation factor activity. Gene Ontology annotation, cellular component: eukaryotic translation initiation factor 4F complex.